AUGCUUGCUUCGUUUUUCCCAAAUGUGGCAAAAGAAGUGCUAUAUAAGAGACAGGCUGUUAAUAUAUUAAUACAUACUAGAAACAAAAUGAAAAGUCACAAAGCAGCCGCUAAAAGAUUUAUCAAAACAGGCGACGGCUUUAAAAGGAAACAAGUAGGAAGGAAUCACGGUAAUGGAGGUUUCAGUUUCAAUUCACUUCGCCAUUUGAAUUCAUUUGUACCAGUGACUGCAAAGGGUGGUCAUUUAAAAAAGCUUAAAAAAUACUUGUGA
Molecule: messenger RNA, 270 nt
Organism: Priceomyces carsonii
Lineage: Eukaryota; Fungi; Ascomycota; Pichiomycetes; Serinales; Debaryomycetaceae
Product: mitochondrial 54S ribosomal protein bL35m
Exons: 1
Coding region: 1-270 (89 amino acids)
Biological process (GO): translation
Cellular component (GO): ribosome; large ribosomal subunit
Molecular function (GO): structural constituent of ribosome
Source: RefSeq, a predicted model, not a curated record